CCCCAGCCAUGCAGAAGACCAGCUACUACGACACCUCCCCGCUCUUCGGGGCUUACUCCUACCCGGGGGCCAACGGCUUCGGUUACGAGGGCCCUUCUCCGCAGCCCUUCCAGCCCGCGGCCCACGUGGAGAGCGAUUACCAGCGGCCCGCCUGCACUCUCCAGUCUCUGGGCAACGCGGCCCCGCUGGCCAAGGCGAAGGACCUGAACGGGAGCUGCCUGCGCCCCAGCCUGCCUCAGGAGCACCACCCGCCCCCGCCCGUCUCGCCGCCCACCAACCCCGUCUCCGCCACCAGCGGCAGCGGCAGCACCACGUCCAACAGCACCGGCGGCAGCAAUAACCAUACCCAGGCGGGGGGGGUCAAAAGUGUCCCCAGCAAAUCCAGCCUGGCUUCUAGUAACGCCGCCCUCACCAAGCAGAUUUUCCCCUGGAUGAAAGAGUCGAGGCAAAACGCCAAGCAGAAAAACAGCUCCCCUUGCGCAGAAAGCUGCAGCGGCGAGAAAAGCCCUCCGGGCUCCUCGGCUUCCAAGAGGGCCCGCACAGCUUACACCAGCGCCCAGCUGGUCGAGCUGGAGAAGGAAUUCCACUUCAACCGCUACCUUUGCAGGCCGCGCCGAGUGGAGAUGGCCAACCUGUUAAACCUCAGUGAGCGGCAGAUCAAAAUCUGGUUCCAGAACCGGAGGAUGAAAUACAAAAAGGAUCAGAAGUCAAAAGGCCUCGGGUCAUCCUCGGGGGGGCCUUCCCCCACUGGGAGCCCGCCCCAAGCCCUGCAGUCCUCUGCAGGCUUCCUGAACGCCCUGCACCCCAUGACUUCGAACUAUGAAGCUCCGUCUCCGCCCUCCUUCAACAAACCACACCAGAAUGCCUACGCCAUGCCCACUGCCUACCAAAACUCCAUCAAGGGAUGCCCCAGCCAACAGAAGUACGCCAACACGGCACCUGAGUACGAUCCUCACGUCUUACAGGGUAAUGGGGGUGGCAGCUAUGGCCCCCCCAAUAUGCAAGGCAGCCCAGUCUACGUGGGUGGCAACUACGUGGAUUCUAUGCCCAACUCUGCCUCGUCGCUUUACGGGCUGAACCCCCUUCAGCAUCACCAGCCCCCCAGCAUGGAGUACAACGGGGGCCCCCAGAUGGGUUCCAACCAGCACCACGGGCCUUGCGAGGCUCACCCGACCUAUACGGACCUUUCUUCUCACCACGCUUCUACUCAGGGUAGAAUCCAAGAGGCGCCCAAGCUGACCCAUCUGUGAUGAGGGGCAGGGCAGACUCGGUGGGGAGUUAACAGAGAAGGGAGGCGGACAUGGGGUUGGUGAGUCGGUGGAUAGACUGGUUGGUUGAACCGUGGGCUUUCUUUGCAAAAGAGAAUGGACACACAAACAUUUGUGUUGAAACCCUUUAUGAAACCCUAAAUCUGUUGCUUAAGGGGCACAGUUUAUUCAUGCUGUGUCUUGCCAUUCUUGCCAGCUUGAUUGGAGUGGCUCCCCUAAGGUGAAAAAGAGCUUAGGAGGCUUAUGGUUGUGCCCUGCUCUUUGAGGUGGGAAGUAUUCCCACCUCAAAGAAAGGUGAAGGCAGUUGACAGCCUGGUGUCCUUCAUGUGGUUGAGAUAACAGUCCUCAGAUUAAAACAAACAAAACCUAGGGCUCCUGAGCCCCUGGUUGAGUUCUAGAAGGCCCUAUUGUAAGCCCAGGCUAGGGAUGGGCAGACUAGUGGAACCCAAAAGUGUGAAAAAGUCAAUAAGAUUGUGGGAAUCAACUUCCAUUUUCCUCAGCGUGAGAACUUACUUUGAGAAAUGCAUCUUAAACCCACUUCAUCAUUUGUGUUCUAAUCCACUUUAGGCGGAGGGAGUAGAGAGGGGGUCAGAGUGAACUUGUGCUUUCGUGGACACAACUUUUGCAGGUUUUGUGAGUAGACAUAUGGGAGCCAUGUUUUUAACUGCUCAAGAUAACAUCUUGAAUGGCACAGCACGUUUCCAUGAGAUACUAGCUCUCCACAGGCAGGGUGGAGGUGUAUUAUAAAUCAGGAAGCAUUGUUGCAAUCUAACGACAAGCUGAAGAACUUUCCCAGCUCACUGUGCCACAGGAGAAGGUAACUUCAUGCCUUUUAUAUUUUUGGACAUCAGCUCCCAUCAGCCCUGGUCAGCUAAUAAACACAAAGGGUUGUGGAUUAUCUAGAGAGCAACAGAUUGCCUACCACUGUUCUACCACCCCCUUUUGCAUAACUGGUAGAAUUUUUAUUACUCCCAAGUAAAUCUCUGUCAAGGGGAAUUCCAUUGAAAUAAUCUGAAUGGCAAAAGGAGUCACCAUUCUCUCUGUUCAUGGGUCACAUUCCCAAUCAUGCAGGCAGUGAGGAUUCUUAAUGAAAUUAGGAGCAAAUAUUCCAAUCACGUGUAUGUGUCCAGACCACAAAACUGUAGCCCAUUUAUAUGCAACAGAUGCCUUCCUUAAAUAUAGAUUGAUUAUCGAUACAUUCAUUAAGCCUCCGAUCUGAUGCCCACUUCCAUUGCAGGAGGAAGGGUGUGGAUGUGUGUAAGACUGCCCCAUGAAAAAGACCUGCUGAAACCACUGUUGGAUGGACACAAUCCAAAAAACAACGGUAGCUGCCAUUUAUUUCAAUGCAGUUUGUGCAAGAGAAUUUUCUGCUGAAAGUUGUCUAGCUGUAGAAUUUACUUCCAUUUAUUUCAAGUAUUUUCUUUUCUUAGAAGUAUGCAAAUACUUUUGUUUACAAUUAUAGAAGGGUAUAUAGGUGUUUGGAGACAAUCAGCCACACAGGAACGUAUACUUACACAGACACACAAGCACACAGGGACUCAGUCAAAUCCAUUUUGAUAAGGGGGAAAGGGAGAUGUCACUAGUGAAUUUCACCCCUUUUAAAAAGUCCUUUUGAGAAUCUAUUUCAGAUUUGCAUUUCACACAUAUAUUUGUCCUGAGGUUUCGACACAAAUGUUUCGAAUGUAGAAAAAAAAAGUCCUGGUUAUUCUGAAUCUUAGAAAUUCAUUGAAAUAGACAAUUUCUCUUACUUUUUAAAAGAAAAAAAAUCAUACAACAUGCACAAAAAGCUCUGGGUGUGGAUCUUGAAUACACCUCAAUAUUUCUUAUAUCUAUCACCCUUCUCCCUUAGCUAAAUGCUAAUCUAUUGCAAUUCUUAAAGGUUUAUUUUAUAAAGAAGAAAGGGAGAUCUAAGGUAUUGAAUGGAAAGCUGUCUUUUUCCAUUCUCAGUGCACCUCCACCCAUCUGCAAACUGUUGAACAGGCUCCCCGCCCCCUUGGCCAGUUUCCUUCACCAACCCAACACUCCAUUAUCUGCAGAAAUGCAUCCUUACAAAUUCUUCACUGCUAUAUUCCACUCCCUCCUCUUUAAUUUCAUCAGAGUUUUUUUCCAGAAUUGGGCAGCGGAGUGAUUCUUUUGCCAAUUAAUUUUAACAGCAAAAUUGAGCUUGCUUAUACAAAUAAAAGUCUAACAUCUGGAAGGAGAAAAAUGGAGACCUCCCCCUUGUCCUUCCUAGGGAAAUGAUUGCCUACCCUUCUUUUUACUUUUAUUUUAAGGUUGGUUAAGGGCUGGGGGACUCUCUCACAUCUAAGAUGUCUUUGCGUUUGUUUGUGUAACUUCUCUUGAACGUGAAAACAGGGUAUAUUUGAUCAGAAACUGUUAUGUCCUCCAAAUGGAAGCGAAGUAAAGGAUCCUUUUGGGGAGGGGACUUCUUUACUGGCGCCUCUUCUUUGGCCUGACAUUCUUUCUUGCACUUAGAGUUUACAUUUUAAUGGCUAUAUAUACCAACUUUUGAAGGACACACAUUGGAAUACGAUUUUCAAUGGAGGUGUGCCAUG
Molecule: messenger RNA, 3823 nt
Organism: Python bivittatus (Burmese python)
Lineage: Eukaryota; Metazoa; Chordata; Lepidosauria; Squamata; Pythonidae
Source: RefSeq, a predicted model, not a curated record